AUGACCACCAUACAGCAGGGUUCGCUGUUGGACGUGCUGAAGAAAAAAAUGCGUCAGACCAAGGAGGAGAUGGAGAGGUAUAAGGAGGAGUGCGAGGAUUUCCACAAGAAACUCCAGAUGGAGGUCAUGAGACGCGAGGAAGCUGAAAGUGAAGUUGCUGCACUUAACAGGCGUAUCCAAUUGUUGGAAGAGGACCUUGAAAGGUCUGAAGAGCGCUUGGCCACGGCCACUGCUAAGUUGGCCGAGGCAUCUCAAGCUGCUGAUGAGUCUGAACGUGCACGUAAGGUGUUGGAAAACCGCAGUUUGGCCGAUGAAGAACGUAUGGAUGCAUUGGAGAAUCAGCUAAAGGAAGCCCGCUUCUUGGCUGAAGAAGCUGAUAAGAAAUAUGAUGAGGUAGCGCGUAAGCUGGCCAUGGUUGAAGCCGACUUGGAAAGAGCCGAAGAACGUGCCGAAUCAGGCGAAUCAAAGAUCGUGGAAUUGGAAGAAGAAUUACGUGUUGUUGGCAACAACUUGAAAUCCCUCGAGGUUUCUGAAGAAAAGGCAAAUCAACGUGAAGAAGAAUAUAAGAACCAAAUUAAGACUUUGACCAACCGUUUGAAGGAGGCUGAGGCACGCGCUGAAUUCGCUGAGAGAUCAGUGCAGAAAUUGCAGAAGGAAGUCGACAGGCUCGAAGACGAGUUGGUACACGAGAAAGAGAAAUACAAAUACAUUUGUGACGAUCUUGACCAAACGUUCUCUGAACUUGUUGACUAA
Molecule: messenger RNA, 753 nt
Organism: Macrosiphum euphorbiae (potato aphid)
Lineage: Eukaryota; Metazoa; Arthropoda; Insecta; Hemiptera; Aphididae
Source: the annotation of a GenBank genome assembly